Cryphonectria parasitica EP155 is the source of this 1659-nucleotide messenger RNA. RefSeq lists its product as uncharacterized. The record is from RefSeq and is a predicted model, not a curated record. Bases 1 to 1659 code for a protein of 552 amino acids. Gene Ontology annotation, molecular function: hydrolase activity, acting on carbon-nitrogen (but not peptide) bonds. The transcript has a single exon. NCBI's taxonomy places the organism in Eukaryota, Fungi, Ascomycota, Sordariomycetes, Diaporthales, Cryphonectriaceae.
AUGCCCGGCGCUGAAACUCUUCUCGUCAACGGAAACAUCUUCCAGGCCACCGGCCCUUCCGGCAAGGACCAGCAGGCCUCUUUUGCUUCGAGCCUCCUCAUUAGCGCAGAUGGAACGAUCAGACAUAUCAACACCUCGUCCAACCCUGAAGAAGAAGAUGAGGUAAUCCGUUCGGCUCGGGCCAGCGGCGCCACGGUGCACGACCUCCAGGGCCGGACGGUGCUUCCGGGCUUCAUCGAUGGACACCUGCACAUGCUCCUUCUUGGCCUCUCGCUCCAGAAGCUCGACCUCGGGACGUGCAAGGACUUAGAGGAUAUCCGGCGCACAAUCAAAGCGUACGCAGCCGCGCACCCGCAUGAGGAACGCAUCAUGUGUAAGUCGUUAAUGCAUACCCAAGUGCCCAAAGAGAUCAACCACGGCAUGUUGGACGAUUUAGACCCACGGCCCAUCUUUAUCGAUACAAAGGACCUGCACACUACCUGGACCAACCAGGCAGGCAUCGACGAGCUCGACAAGGGGCUCGGCAUCGGCACAAUGCCUGACCCUCCUGGUGGUAAAAUCUACAGGGACGCCGAGGGAAAACCCAUGGGGCUGUUCGAGGAGGCCGUUGUAUUUACGCUGAUCUGGCCGUGGAUCUCUCGCAUCUCGACGCUCGAGGAGCGGGCCAAAGCCAUCCAGCACGCCGUCGAGACGUUCAGUGCCGAGGGGUACGUGGGCAUGAUCGACAUGGCUAUGAACGAUGACAGCUGGGAGAGCCUGCUCUACCUAAGGACAAAAAGGCCCGACCUGCCCAUGCGCGUCGCUGCGUACUGGCUGUUGCGCCCUUCCCUGGACGAGACGGACGUGGCAGAGCAGGUGGACUAUGCGAUCGAGAUGGCGCGCAAGUACAAUGCCGACACGAGCCCAGAUCUGAAGGUUGUUGGCGUUAAAUUCGUCAGCGAUGGUAUCGUCGAUAGCUGCACCGCCGCUCUUUCUGAGCCCUAUACCCACUCAGGCACAUCGUCAGACCCCGUCUGGACCAAGGAGAUGCUGCUGCCGGCGGUCGAGAGGGCCAGCAGGGCAGGACUGCAGGUGGCAAUCCACGCGAUUGGUGACCUGGCGAUCCGUAACGCAGUGGAUGUCAUCGAGGCGGUGGUCAAGCCAGAGCAGAGGCCGCGCAUCGAGCACCUGGAACUCACAUCAGCCGAGGACGCGGCCCGCCUGGGCAGGCUAGGCAUCACGGCAUCAGUCCAGCCUGUGCACUCCGACCCAGCUAUUCUGCGGGCCUGGCCACGCCUCAUCGGCCCGCACAGGUGUGAGAGGGCGUUUGCCUACCGUGAUAUGGCAGACAGCGGGGCGACGAUUGCGCUGGGAAGUGAUGCACCUACGGCGCCGCACAGCUUGCCAGCGAACUGCUACGUGGCAACCAACAGGCGGAGCGCCAGGGAGCCUGAGCUCGAGACGGUCGUCAACCCACACUUUGCGCUGGGGCUGUGCGAGAGUGUGGUCGCCGGAACGCAGGGCGGGGCGUACAGCUGUUUCAUGGAGGGAACCACAGGGGCGAUUCAGAAGGGGCUCAAGGCCGACCUGGCUGUGCUGGAGAUGAAGUGGGACAAGGAGCGGCUGCUGGAGGCACGGGUUGUAGAGACGUGGUUUGGAGGAAGGAAAGUAUUUGGGUGA